GUGACGGUGGGGAGCGGCGGGGGACGGCGCGCUGAGCCGCGGGGGAACCCGCCCAGCCUAACCGGGCCGAGGGUGAGCGUAGUCGAAUCGCCGGGCCGAGUGCGGGGGAACCCAGGCCGAGCCGCGGCUGGGAGAGCGCUCAGGAUUCCAACAGGAAAAUUUUUCUGACCUGGGUAGCUCUUGAGGAUGGCAAGCAAAGGACCCACAACAUCUACAUCAGCGAAGAGCUCCAGUACGGGAGGGACCAGUGGCAGCAGUAGCAGUAAUGGUGCUGGGGAAAAUGCUAAUCAGGACAACACUUUUGAAUGUAACAUCUGUUUAGACACUGCCAAGGACGCAGUUAUCAGCUUGUGUGGACAUCUCUUCUGCUGGCCUUGUUUACACCAGUGGCUAGAGACCAGGCCAAACAGACAAGUGUGUCCUGUAUGCAAAGCAGGAAUCAGUCGAGAUAAAGUCAUCCCUCUGUAUGGAAGAGGUAGCACUGGGCAACAGGAUCCCAGGGAGAAAACUCCACCACGACCCCAAGGACAGAGACCUGAACCAGAGAACAGAGGGGGAUUCCAGGGCUUUGGGUUUGGUGAUGGUGGCUUCCAAAUGUCAUUUGGAAUUGGAGCGUUUCCCUUUGGUAUAUUUGCAACAGCAUUCAACAUAAACGAUGGGCGACCUCCUCCAGCUGUUCCAGGGACUCCUCAGUAUGUGGAUGAGCAGUUCCUAUCCCGUCUCUUCCUGUUUGUGGCUCUGGUGAUAAUGUUCUGGCUGUUGAUUGCAUAAGUCUUUUUCCGUUAUUCUGUAUAUUCCUGGCCAACAAGGUCACUGAAACAGUUACGAACUGCAUCCCCAUCCCAUUUAAACCUCUUGGUGUCUGGUUCCGUAGCUAACUGUGGGCUUCAGGAAUUGGUGGUACCACAGCACAAUGAGGAAUCUCGCAUUUUUGCACCAGAGUUGGAAAUUAAACGUGGGUUAAAAAGCGUAUUUCAGCUCACCUAUCUUGUGCAACGAGUUCGUGCCACAAACCACGGGCCUAGCUUUGAGCUCCGCUCCUGAAAGGAGUGCUGCUUUGAAAUCACGUGCCAAUCAGUGACAGCAGGUUGAUGUGAAAGACGCCCCGAAGUAGAGUGGGCAGGUAAGGAAACUUCUGCAGUGUGCUCAGUCUCUGGUGCUUGGCUACCAUGAUGGAUCUGCCAGAGCCGCGGAUGUUAAAGUCUUCACAUCCACGUCCAACCUUCUUCAGGAAAUCAUCUGCAGCACUGCUGAGGUUCUUUAAGCACAGCACGUGAUGCAAAUGGAACCAGGUUUGAAGAGUGGUUUCUUUUCUUGCCAUUAUUCCCUGACGUGGUAGAAACUCCCUCCUGAAACAGUACUAAUGGCUGUUAGAAGAAGGGAUACAAAUUUAUGCUGCAAUUUUUUAAAGCCUGAAUUUGCUGUAGCCAGGCAUGAAGAUUCUCUUGUUGUGGAGCCUGCUCCAGUUGCUGAACGGUAGGACACUGGUCUGCCCCACCCAGCCCAGUUCCUCACUGACAAAACAGUGUUGUCUUCCUUGGUUCUGUGCAGCAGCCUAUGGCUGCACUUGUCCAUAAUCCCCUCACAACCUUGUCACUAUAGCUACAUCUAUUCUUCACACGGCUUUGAGACUUUCUACAUAAAGUCAUGUACUCCAAAUAAAAUCCUGUUGUGGAUCUGACAUCAGCUUGUUUGGGGAGAGAGGAACGAAAGGCAUCUUUACAUGAGUUUUGAGGUUAAACUUUUUAUACUGUAAAACUAUACAGCAGGAAAAAUGAGAUCCUGCCUUUGCUAGCGCACAGCACGCAGGGAGCAUUUGGAGGAGCUUCUCUCUGCAGGUGUGUGCGGCUGCUUCUGCCACCGCAGAAUGGCUGUAGGGCAACAGGCUCUGCAGUAUCUACCAAAGAUAGUUUGAAGUGCUGGAAUAGACCACAACCAUUCAUGUGCUGAGGGGAAAAUGUUUCAGAAGGUGAGCACUCAGUAGCCAUUUUGGGAUCCUGCUGGGUGUACAGCUUUAAAGACUACUGCUGAUGUAUUGGUGUAGGUUCCUUCAGAACAACAGAUAUGAGAGAUUCCCUAGUGAGAUGGAGAGUUUUCACAUUUCUCUCACCAGGCAAUUCCAUUUUUUCCUCUUAAUGUUUUUAGAUUACUUUGAUUCAGAUCGUUGGUAGUCGUAAGGUUUUCCUGCAAGAUGACCAUCGUGACUUCCCUGGCGAUGGGUAGACAACUGACAAAACAAAUCAACUCAUAGAAAACUUUCUUUCAAUAGCUAUUUUUUUUUUUCUAGGGUAUGGAUGAGGUUCCUGGGCAGGACACUUUAAUUAAUUGUUGUAGAAGCUUAUUUAUGUAAUUAUAAGCUGUUCACUUUUAGAAUCAAGACAGAGGUGACUGAAGUUUAACUUGGACCUAACUCCAAAGUUCCAUCUGGCGGGUAGAAUGUUGCAAAGCUGCAGCCUUUGGCCACCUCUGGGCAGAUUUAUACCUGACCCGAUGACAUUCUGGCGGAGUAGAUUACUCAGUUGUCGGUAGCUGGAACAGCGCACACCGCCAGCUUCUGUUCCGUGGCAUUUCUGAGGAGUUUCUCUCCUGCACCCGGCUCCGCCGAACGGAGCCCGGGACCUUGGCCAGGAGGAAGGUUUGUCGCGUUCCCGGGAGAUGGCUUGGAGCGCUGCGGAGGAGGGAAGAGUUCGUUGGAGAAGAAUGACGGGUUUCCUUCUCUCCGGAUCGAGAAGCUCGAUGUGGAGCGCAGGGG
Cuculus canorus (common cuckoo) is the source of this 2752-nucleotide messenger RNA. RefSeq names its product ring finger protein 185 (gene RNF185). Gene Ontology annotation, biological process: ubiquitin-dependent protein catabolic process. Gene Ontology annotation, cellular component: endoplasmic reticulum. Bases 187 to 771 code for a protein of 194 amino acids. Gene Ontology annotation, molecular function: ubiquitin protein ligase activity; metal ion binding; ubiquitin-like protein conjugating enzyme binding. Lineage: Eukaryota; Metazoa; Chordata; Aves; Cuculiformes; Cuculidae. The record is from RefSeq and is a predicted model, not a curated record. The transcript has 7 exons.